Portunus trituberculatus (swimming crab) is the source of this 3887-nucleotide messenger RNA. RefSeq names its product nucleoporin GLE1-like. The coding region runs from base 16 to 1425 and encodes 469 amino acids. The transcript has 11 exons. The record is from RefSeq and is a predicted model, not a curated record. Lineage: Eukaryota; Metazoa; Arthropoda; Malacostraca; Decapoda; Portunidae.
GCUAGACGUGUCAUCAUGUCCCCCCCAUACUCCACCUCGCCACCACUCCCUGUUUUCCUUCUCACAUAUCCUAAAAGCACCGCACGCGCCUCCAUAGCGACACACCAGUUUCAGGCGAGGUUGCGGGAAGGCCUGACUGACGCUGUCCCUUUCCUGACACCCACUGUUUACGAGGCCGUCACAACCUCUGAGGGCGACAGGAUGAGGGCGCUGGUGUGCAUGGUGCUGCUGUCAGGACUGCUGGUGGACCUGGCGGAGGGCUAUGUGAAACCAUUAUCGCUGGAGUCUGGGUCGUUCAUUGUCGACGACAGCUCGGAAAUAGGACGAUUGUGGAGCUCCAAUGAUGAUCCUGACUGGAACAGCGAUGAUUACUACGACGACUACUACGACUACUACGACUACUACGACGACAGCUUCGAAGAUGACAAGAGUGGAGAACCACAGGACUCAUCGAUGAUCGACUACCAACCGAUCGAAUACAAGAGGGAUGUACAACAGCACUACCAGGUGGUGGAGGUGCCGUACCCUUACCAGAACGACCCGCACAGACCUCCAGGAAUAUCUGUAGGAGUUGAGCCCCUACUGCCUGCUGAUGGGCCACAGCAGCACGAAAUAGCGGCCGGGGUAGAGCCAGAGGUAUCCGGAGGAGAUGGAAGUGCUAUUGGCAGAUGGUGGAGGAGGUUCAGCGGGCGAGUAGGGCACACCUUGGACCAAGUCGGGGACAAGUUUGAAGACAUUGGCGACCAUCUGCACGAGACAUUCCAAGGGUUGGUGGAGAAGAUGCGCCAUAUAGUGGGGCGAUUCACGGCAGUGAUGGUGAAGUUUGGCAUCGUGGUUCAAGAGGGUAUCAAGUACUGUAUCCGAAGAUUUGAACAUUCCUACAAUCAGAGAGAACAUCUGCAAGUGAUCGAGAAGCUGGAGAGGGAACUUGAAGAAGGACACGCCGAAGUAGUCAAGUUCUUCCAGAUUCUUGGAGAGAAGAUCUACGCAUGGCGAGAGCAACACACAUCGGCGAACAUAGACGCUGGACUGAUCGACGUUUACGGACAGGAUGGACAAAAUCAGCAGACAUCGGGACAACACAGCCAGGAUAUCGAGCAGCAAAUGCCAAACUUUUACCAGGAUACCCAAGUGUUGUCUCAGCUCGAUAAGUUGAGGGACGAGGGCGUGCUGACCCAGAACGAGAUCAUCAUACUGACGGAGGACCAAAGCCAGCAACAGCAACAACAUCAGCAGCAGCAACAACAGCAGCAGGAGCAACAGCAGCAGCAGCAACAACAACAACAACAACAACAACAACAGCAGCAGCAGCAGCAGCAGCAACAACAACAGCAGCAGCAGUAUCAGCAGCAGCAGCAGCAGCAGCAGCAACGUCAUAAUCUUGAAGAACCCACGGUGAUCGUACUUCCCGAGAGUGAACGCUGAUUUUCGGACACUUGACCAUCUGAGCUUUCUUUGGCUGAUGUUUUUUCCGAUCUUUUCUGAUUGUUUCGACCAUCACCACCUCCUUGAUUGAAUCCUUUAAUCACUUAUGGCCAGCUUUGGCUAACAUUGAGAAUACUUUUAAAAAUUUGUUUGCCUUAACAAAAAAAAUAGAUGAAAGAUCAAUUUUGUCCUUUCUAAUCUACAUGAAUAUCGAAGAAAUUGUAGUAAAACGAAGUGUGUCUAAGAGGCUGCAAAUUAUCAUAAAACAAAUUAGCCGAGCAGUAGAAUUGUUUAAAUUGUUUUUGGUCUGUUUUAAGCACUUGUCUCACUGUAACUUUUGUUGUGUCUCAACUUUCGUGUAUGUCUAGUAAAUGGAUACAACGACCAAUAAAUUUCCCACUUUUCCUGACUGACUGACUAAAUAAGUGAACUAAAGAAGUACUGAGUGACGGAGCGAUCGACUGACUGACUGAAUGACUGGGAGACUGAAUGAGAGAAUGAAAGUGAGUGAAUGACUGACUGACUGACUGAAUUUCACAGGCUUAACCCCUUCAGUACUGGGACCCUUUUUUUUGGUGCAAUUAGACGAUUUUAUUGACAUUAGGAAGGAUUAUGGAGAUUAGAAGAUUAAUGGCUAGUCUUCAUUAUUUUAAUCCCCGCAGAAGUCUCUAAAGCUGUAUGAAAUAGCUAAAUGGUAAGAAGAAUGAAUAUUAAAACGUGUCAUGGUAUUGACGGGGUUAAAUAAGGACUCAUCUGCUGAUCAACAAUGGUGUUCAGCUAAAAAAAAAAAAAAAAAUUACGUAAACUUUUCUGAAGCAAAAAAAAAAAAAAUUUGUUUCAUUAUGAACAUGUUUGACAAUGACCUUUACUUUUUAUUUUGAAAGAGAAAUGAUAGCUAAUAAUUCUCUCUCUCUCUCUCUCUCUCUCUCUCUCUCUCUCUCUCUCUCUCUCUCUCUCUCUCUCUCUCUCUCUCUCUCUCUCUCUCUCUCUCUCUGCUCCAUAAAGGUUUCACGUUGUACUAAUGAUAAUAGAUGUUAAUAAGCUAAGGAGAGAGAAGAGCAAAGAAGUGAUGAUAAAGCAGUAAAUAAAACACAGGGAAGUAAAAAAAAAAAAAAAAAACGAAGUAAAUGGGAAACGGAAAAUAGUAGAUAAUAUUCUUCCGUCCUAUUUAAACUAAAAAGAAGUGGACAACGAAAAAGAUUAGUGGAAAUUGUUAAAACAGAGGAAAAAUAGUGCAAGAGAAACAAAAACGAUGACAACAACAACAAAUACUACUACUACUACUACUACUAUUGAGAUCGCCGAUCAAUGGACUGAAUAAGACUGCGCUAUUAUUACUGGUUAUCGGAAAACGUAUUGACAAUUUUAAAUCCCAAAAUAAUACAUAAAACAAGAUAAUGAACACACGCGUCAGCGGAAUAUUACUAAAUGGGCGCUCUCUCUCUCUCUCUCUCUCUCUCUCUCUCUCUCUCUCUCUCUCUCUCUCUCUCUCUCUCUCUCUCUCUCUCUCUCUCUCUCUCUCUCUCUCUUCGUUCGUCGUAUGCAUGGGUAUUUUCAAUUUAGUGUAUUCUUAGUUUGUCUGUAUUUCUUUGCAUAUUAGUGGAGAAGAGACCGACUUUGCCUCUCCUUUCUUUUUUCGCUGUUCCUCAUUAAAAGUUACUAUUCCCUCUUUACCUAUUUUUUUUUUUAACUGUCUUUCUCAGCUGUUUUUCUUAAGUAGAGAACUACUUGUGGUGUUCUUUUCUUAAGCUAUGCUAUGAUGCGCUGUGCUGUGCUGAGGGAGGCACACCCGCAAACGCCUCUAGUAAUACGGCAGAAUCUCUUUAAUGUUGUUCUCCGGUAUUCUUAACUGGCCCUAAUUUAUGACACGGAAAAAAAGAACUAUGUAAUGUAUCCCGCAUAAUUGUAAUAAGUACGAAGUGUAUCUCCUGGUGGCAGCCGUGCUUUCCACCAUCUGUUGAAUGUAGUGACCCUUUGAAGUCACUACAUUCAACACUACAUUCCUCCUCCUCCUCCACUAACUUGACGUAUUCCUCUUGCUUCUCAACCUUCACGUGUUUGACUCUGUUCUCCAUUACAGACAAUUUCCACAUUUCAUGCCAGCGUGCACAGUUAUGUAUGGAAAUGAAGUUAGCGUUUUCCUUCAGACUUCUACUAUUUAAAACUCAGUUCAUAGGAACGGUCGUAAUACUUGCCAAUUUUCACUGCAAUGAUUUUCAAUAGACUGUUACCAUACCUUAAUUAAAACUUUUGUGUAAAGUAAUGAAUUUCUAGCCCUACCAUUACAAAAUAUCUUAAGCUUAAUAAAAUAAUUUAUUAUGCCCAGAAUAAUACUAAAUUGGUACUUUGGUAUUAAAGUGUACAGCUGACAGGAGCAUGCCAAUGAUCUCAGCUCUGGGUUCUUACUUUUGUAUAUCUGGUUGUCAUUCCCUAUAAACCAAAUUACAUACCACAUCCGUUUC